This is a messenger RNA of Prorocentrum cordatum, 2202 nucleotides long. NCBI's taxonomy places the organism in Eukaryota, Dinophyceae, Prorocentrales, Prorocentraceae. The record is from the annotation of a GenBank genome assembly.
AGGGCGUUUUGCGCUCGGGUUGCUUGUGCAGCCCGUUUUCGCGUAACCCGAGGGACUGUCGUCUCCUUCUCCUCGUCGAUCGAUCCUCGAUCCUCGACCGAUCCUCCGCCGAGGGCAGCAGGCCUCCCCCCGAGGGGGCUCCUGCGGGCCCCGCCCCGCCUGGGCAUGGCGCCGCCGUGGCGUCUCUUGGGCGCGGCCAAGCGCGGCGGCCUCCUGGCGGCCGCGGAGGAGGGCGGCGGCCCCCGCUGGGAGGUGGGCAAGAGGCACAGGCUCGUCCGGGAGACCGCGCUGUACCCAAGCCCGCGUUGCCUGACCAGCGCCGACGAGACCUCCGACGGAACAUGUAGCCCUUCGCGCUCGAGUUCGGCGACUGUCGUGACGUUCCCGCCGAGCAAGAAGGUGUUGUUGCUCGCGGUAUCCGAGGCUCCGGUGGCCGCCGCCGAGCGCGGCGCAGACCUGGCGGCCUUCGUCGCGGACACCGCGGGCGGGGCGUGGGUGGCGGGCUGGUGCCCGUCGGAGGCGCUGGGCCCGCGCUGCCGGAGCGGCGGCUGGGAGGCCGGGGCGCGGCACCGCGUCACGGGCAACCCGAGGCUGCGGGCGGGGGCGUCCCUGGCGAGCGAGGAGCUGGGCAGCCUCGGCCCCGGCGAGGAGGUGCUGCUGCUCGAGCUCGCGAUGGCGCAGCAGGCCCACAGCGCCGAGCCCCUGCUCCGCGCCCGGGUGCGCACGGACGGGGGCGCCUUCGGCUGGAUCACCGUGGAGAUGCCCGGCGGCCCGCCCUUGCUGGACCCCCUGAAUUUGUACAGCUCAGAGGCCAUGAGGAGCCCCGUCUGGUGUGGCAGGCUGCCGCCGGUGGCCGUGCUGCCGGAGACGCCGCGACUCACGCUGAACUGCGCCUACGAGGGCACCGCGGAGGGUUGGGAGCCGGACGGCCAAUACAGGGUGCUGCGCACGGUGACGCUCCGCAGCACGCCUGCGCACGACAGCGCCCUGCGCAGCACGCUCACGGCGGGCGCGGUCGUCAGAGUGCACGAGGUGCGCCGCGUGACCACACCGAGCGGCUGCACCGGCGGCCACGAUGGCCCCAUCCGCCUGCACGUGAGCGCCGUGCCCGUGGCCGAGCGCGGGCAGCAGCGCCGCGGCUGGAUUAGCAGCGAGCGCGUCAGCGGACAGAGGCUCCUGGACCCGCGAAACUUGUUGGAAUUCGAUCGGGCGAUCGGCGCGUGCGCGAAGGAGUGCGCCACGAUCAUCCCCUCGGCGCCCUCGACGGACAGGGUCGUGCAGCGCGAGUUCAGCGUGGUCCUCCCCAGGGAACACGGCAGGGCUCUCGGCCUGCGCGCGGGGCACUCUGAGAGUGGCCACGCCCUGCUGGUGGAAGACGUCGCGGGCGGGGGCCUACUGGAGAUGUGGAACAGAGCCUACCCCAGCAGGCAGGUGAUACCCGGCGACGAGAUCGUCGGUGUCAACGGGCGCUCCGGAGACUCCCGGGCCCUUGCCGAGGAGCUGGCCGAGGCCCGCCGGCUCGAGGUCGUGGUCCGCGGAACCCGCUGGUGCGAAGAGCCCGAGGGGCCACCCUGCACGCCCAGCACGGUCAGCGAGGCCUCCUCGGCCAGCGAGCUGGCCACGGCGAAGGCGGAGGGCGCAGUCGAGGGCAAGGUGGAGGGCGCGCUCGACGACCUGGCGUGCGGCGGCGGCGACGAGGCCCCGCCCGAGGUGGGCAGCCCGCCGCAGGCCGAUGCGCCCGGCGCCGCUGCAGGCCCGGCGGCCGCCCCGCCGCUCGCAGCGCCUGGCGCCGCCGGCCCGGCGGGCGCGCCGCCUGCGCAGCGCGCCGCGCCGCACUGCGGCCCGCGGGAGGCCGGUGGCGCUGCUGGGCCGGCGGAGAGCGCCGGGACUUCGCGGGACCCGCACGACUGGAGGCCGUUCGCCGACGCUCAGCACUUCGACCUGGAGGGCGAGGGCGACGGCUGCAUGUGCAGGGACGGCGACCUCUUCGGCUGUGGGGGCAGGCCCACUGCCGAUGGGCACCCGCGGGGGCCAGGCCUCUUCCGGGAGCCCGCUCCGGAGCCUCGCCCACUCGUCCGGAAGUUGGGCGGCGCCCCUCUGCCAGAGCCAGCGGGCCAGUCGUGACGCCGACGGCGCGCGUCCCCAGCAGCGUGCUGCGGGCAUUUGCCUCCAUGGUGGUUGCGGCCCUCGCCUCCUAUGCGU